Molecule: messenger RNA, 5255 nt
Organism: Dermochelys coriacea (leatherback sea turtle)
Lineage: Eukaryota; Metazoa; Chordata; Testudines; Dermochelyidae
Gene: BRI3BP
Product: BRI3 binding protein
Exons: 3
Coding region: 99-833 (244 amino acids)
Cellular component (GO): mitochondrion
Source: RefSeq, a predicted model, not a curated record
CCUGCGCGGCCCGGCGGAUGCUGGGAGCGGCGGCCGCGGGCUCCUCGCGCUCGGGCGGCGGCGCGCGGCGCUAGGGGGUCUCGGCCGGGCUGAGCGACAUGGCGGCGGGAGGCAGGGGGCGGCUCGUGCCCGGCCUGGCGCGGCUUCUCCUGCUGCUGCUGCUGCUGCUGGGCGAGGUGGUGGGACCUGGAGCCUGGGCGGCCCGGAGCCGCGGCGCCGACAAGCAGAACAGCUUCCGCCGGGCGGCCAGCGGCAUCUACCAGGGGGUGAGCAGCUUGUUCGGCGAGGAGAACGUGCGGGCCCUGCAGAAGUUUUUCUCAAGGCUGACAGAAAGAUUUGUUUACGGUGUGGAUGUAUUAGUAGACACAUUCUGGAGAAUAUGGACUGAUGUGCUGGAUGUUAUUGGAAUUGAUGCUUCCAACCUGACUCAUUAUUUCAGCCCUGCAGCAGUUGCCAACAACCCUACGCGUGUUCUUCUGCUGAUUGGUGCUGUUUUACUUGCCUAUUGGUUUUUUUCUGUCUUUCUUGGAUUCUUCUUCUAUCUCUUACAUAUGCUGUUUGGUCGCUUCUUCUGGAUUGUAAGAGUUGCUCUGUUUGCCCUCUCAUGUGUAUACAUCCUCCAGAAGUAUGAAGGAGAACCAGAGCAUGCAGUCUUGCCUCUGUGCUUUGUUGUAGCAGUCUACUUCAUGACUGGACCAGUUGGAUUUUAUUGGAGGAGAAACAGCAGCAGCAGCCUUGAGGAGAAGAUUGACCAUAUUGACAGUCAAAUUAGACUUCUGAACAUACGUCUUACUAGGAUAAUGGAAAACAUGGACAGAGCCAAUGACCAAUGAAAUAAAACCUAUAGAUCACUUCACACCAGCUCACUAGAAGGUUACUAAGCACUAUCUCAUUGAAAGUUACUAAGCAACAAAACAUCACAUGAUAAAAAUGUGCAAUGUUAAAACUUUAGAUCAUGUGUUUAGAAGAAUAAGAGUAAUUUAUCUCGACCAUACACUCAGAAACAUUACACUUGUAAAAUAAAAUAUGAGAUUUAGCUGUAUAUUCAGAGAACUUUAUCCAUGACUAGAAUUUUAUCAGUGAAAACGCUUACUUUUACAAGCAUUUAAAAACAUCUUUUUGUAGAGUUUUUAUAAAAGCAGAUUGAGUAAUCUAUUUAAAAUAUUGAAGCUGAGCUGAGCAUUAUGCAAAUUUGACAUUAAAAAAAUCUUACUCAAGCUACCAAAUGUUUUUCUUGAGAAAUAGUGAUAGUGGGUCCAUGUUUUUUUUUGUUUUGUUUUGUUUUGUUUUGUUUUACAAAGGUGUGAGCAUUCUAAUUUACUGUUGAUUUAUUUCAUUGCCUGAAGUUGCCUUUUCAUAUAGUUUGAAAAAUUUUCUCACAUUCAGGCCAAAAAAUAUCAUACUAUAGCUUUUAAUGGCAAGAAGGGAGUUAAAUUAAAUCAGAAGCCCUUUAAAGCCACCCCAAAAUGAAGGUAUGUGCUUUUCUUUCUUAGCUUUUCAUAUUCUGGACUUUGCCUUCAGUGUUUUGUUUUGUUUUUUUAAAGUGCAGUUUAAAAGAACAAAAAUUGCUAUGAGGUUAAGAAAUGUAGUGUGCUGGCAAAUUUUCAGUGGCAGAGUAGUUAAUAUUUGAUCUUCACAGUAAAGCAUUUUCCACAUUGGAGUGCAUAAGAAGACUUUUUUUUUUAUUUUUAUUUUUAAAUCUCAGGACCCACAUGCUUCCUCAGAACAAAAAAUGCAGCAGAUAAAAUACUUCCAAAUGUAUUGUUGCUUAAAGCUUUCUCAGGACCAAUAAGCAGCAAUAAAUCUAUCUUGAGGAAGAUCUGGAUUUUUUUCUAAAAUUUUAAGUCUUAUGGGUGCUUUUUGCUUGAAGUCCGUGUCCCCAGUGCAUAUUUGGGGAGGUCAAUCACUUAAGUGUGUAUAAAAUAGAGGAUUAUUUCAAAGUGAUGUUAGAGAUCUUUGAAGCGACUUUAUUUUGGUGGGUAUAUGUAUUUGUAUCCUCAUCAUGCUAACAAGCUAAUCAUUAUGAUACUGACUUUGUAAGAUUUGUUGAAGUGUGUUGAGACAAAGGUAACCUCAGGGAGGAAAGUCUGAGAAAUCAUUUAACUUUUGUAAUGCAGUACUUUCAGGGGUGUUAUGGGGAUGUAUGGUGGGAAAGCAUUUAUGCCAUAGCAAUGAGCACAGUAUAAAUACCUAAAUAGAUAAUAUGCACCAUCAUUACAGAAGAACCGUUUCUAAUAUUUUUUAAAAGCUGUGUUAAAAUAAAAUCUUGUGCUGAGCCAAAAACUGCUGUUUCACAUGUGUGUCCCUGUUUUCUUCAGAGGAAUUGCAUAUAACCACCUAAGCAGAAUUUGGCAUUCUGUCGUCAACUUGUUGGUUUGGGGCUUAACUAGGAUUUUAACAUUUCAUUGAAUUUUCAUUGUAAAUUUCCUUUUAAUUUUUAAUGUUGAAGCAUACAAGACUAUUUUAAAAAUGCAUGUUACUUGCCUGAUCUCUCUUUUGGUCUGUCAUAUUGAACUUGUAUUACUAUGAUUUAUUUUUAAAUCCAUAUUUAUGGCCAUUUUAAAAUAUAGGGUUUUUUUGAUCUUUGGCACCAACUUGUCAGUGAUAACUUAAACUUAGUUAAUUGGUUUAGUUUGCAAUUGACAGUAUGUAGUGUGAGCCUUUUUAAUCCUUCAUGCCUUCUAAGUGGCCACAUAUGCAAAUGCAAAAACCCUGAAUCCUUACAAAGUUUUUGUUAAAAAUUGCAAAAGUAUCUUGAUUUAACAACAAAAAAACCCAGCCCUUGCCUACAAAAAAAUAAAUAAAUUGUAUGAUUAUGUGCAGGCUUCCAAAUUAAUAAUGCCGUAUUUAAACUUUUCUUCAUUCUUAUACUUUAAAAACUAGGCUAGGGUCCUACAGGUUCAACCCUGUGAUCUCUAAUAGAUGUAGUGCUAUUGAUAUCAAUGGGAUUAUUCAUAGUAAAAAUCACUACCCUCAUUAAUGCUUGUAGGAUCUGGGUACAAAGUAGACUCUGAAAUUAGGUAUUAAAGCCCCAAUUUAGCAAAGUGCUUUGUGAAUUUGGGGCCUAAGGACUGAAGCCUGCAAACAAACCUUACUAGAGCAUAUAGUUGCACUGUCUUCAGUAGGACAACUCCUGGGGGAGAAGGUGACCCACAUGAGUCAAUUUUGCAUAAUUGUGUCCUAAAUAAGGAAAUACAGGGUGUGUAACUUUUACCUGAAGUCUGUACAUUCAUGCCUGUUUUCUUUUCUAUGAAUAUGAUUUAUAUUUUACAUAAAAUCUUUAUAUUUUAGGUAAUCUAUAUUUAGUACUGAAGAUAAAAACACAAAGAUUAAUAUAAGAAUAACAAGAAUUGCAUAUUACAGACUUGCAUUAAAAUGUUACCAUAAAAUUUACUUUUGGAUUAUAUUCAUAUUAUUCCUAUGUCUUUUUUUAUGUCACUUUUUUAGUUUUUGGUAAAAUCAGCCCUUUUGUGUCAACACUCUUCUCCAAACUUGCCCACCCUGCUGCAUGCAGGAAAAUAUAUUUUUGUAUUUACUUACAUCCCAGGUAUAGUGAUACGUCUCAUUUUAAAAACAGUAGAAAAUUUAAAAUGUUAUAAAUAGACAAGACAAAUAUGCUUAGGCAGUUUAUUUAAAAUUGGCUAUUUUAAUCAGUAUUGUUUCCCAAUAUUCAAUUAUCUCAGUGUAUAGUCUGCUAACUUCAAAAGUAAUUAUUUUGAAAGAGCACAAACAAAAAUUCAAUGAUUGUAUUGAAAAUGCUCUGAAUUUAAUGUGCGCAGUAGUUAAAAUGCUUUUGGAAGGCUAAUCUCGUGGUGUAUUUCAGUUCUCAAGUUACUUUUGUAAAUACAGUUUACUAAUAUUUUUCCAUACAAAAUUAUACUGUUCACCUACUAGGCUCUUCUACUCUGUUCUUCAUAAUUCAUUCCAUAGGAAGUGAUUGUGUUAUACUGGCUUUUAUCUAAGGGCCUCCGGGCACUUUACAAAGAUGUGUAAUCACCCCAUUUUACAGAUGGGUACACCGAGGCACGGAGUUUGAGUGACUUGCCCACGACCGUACAGCAGGUCAGUGGCAGAGAUAGGAAUAAAACCCAGAUCUUGUGACUCCCAGUACUUUGCUCUAAUCACUAAAUGGCUCAUUCCAAGAUGGGCAGUUAGUAUCUUUGCAUUCUUUAGCAUAGUUUAACAAAUCCUGUCAUCAGUUCUAGAGGCUAGUAAUAUUGACCUGCUCCUUUUUAUUGUCCUGUCUUCAGCAGCUACUUAGAAGAAUGUCACCUUACUUUAUUGAUUGACAUGAUAGUUUAUGAUGGACCUCAAGCUGUCUGGCUUUAACAGAAAUUCCAUUAAGGUCUUAAGUUUUUAUAUUUCAUACUUUAGGGCCUAAUAUUUGAAACUACUGUGUGUAUUUCAAUACAUCAACAUUCUGCAAAGCUUUACAUUUGUAGCAAUUUAUCUGAAAGUACACACCUCACCUAUAGUUAACUGUUUUGUAUUCAGAAUGUAAUGUUUUCAAAAGUGGUAUUGAAUGUCAGAGUACAAUGUACAAAGUCUGGUGUAGCUCAGUAGUGUACUUAAUAGUGUGGUCUUCAAAUUGUGAUUUGCUUUUAAAGACUUGUUGCAUAGUUAAUAUGGAAAAUAGACUCAGUACCAACCUUAGCUUUUUGAUGGUGUAAAGUUUUUUAAUGUGAUUUGCCUCACAUACUAAUAAUCCGUUUUUGGCAGCUAAUGAUGUUAUUGACCAUAAGUUCUACUUGUCUGGUUUUUGAGAAUGAAGAUUUUAUUGUAUCUGCAUGUAUUUUAAAUUUUUGGAUAAUUCCAUUGAACUGUGAUUAGAAUUAGCACAUUAAAAUUGAUCUUUCUUUUUAACCAGGAAUUAUAUUUGCUAUUGUAGCACUAGUUCUCAGCACUGAUGUCAGUCAUUUAAUUUCACAUCCUGUUUUGUACAUGAGAUUUAAAGUGUAGAUCAUAUUUAAAUUUGUGGAAAUUGUUAUGUAAAAUGAUUUGUUCUGAAGAAAAUUGUGUAUGUAUACUUUUGACAUAUGACCCUUAGGGAAAUAUUAGAUUUUGCUGAUACUUUAAGUAGUUAUGACUAUCAAACUUAUUUUUACAGAGCUAUACAUGGCUUUAUUUAUUACUUCUCUGACCACCAGAUCAAUGUAUUAUGUAGUUAAAUAUUUGUAGACCGAUUUCACAAAUGAAUUAUGAUAUUGUGACUAAGCUUAAACAAAAUAAAUGUUUACUGAAACUUUGCACUGAGA